Messenger RNA from Diceros bicornis minor, 2295 nucleotides. It is a transcript of the gene ERFE, whose product is annotated as erythroferrone. The record is from RefSeq and is a predicted model, not a curated record. NCBI's taxonomy places the organism in Eukaryota, Metazoa, Chordata, Mammalia, Perissodactyla, Rhinocerotidae. The transcript is spliced from 8 exons. Gene Ontology annotation, molecular function: hormone activity. Bases 1 to 1053 code for a protein of 350 amino acids. Gene Ontology annotation, biological process: positive regulation of insulin receptor signaling pathway; positive regulation of D-glucose import across plasma membrane; negative regulation of gluconeogenesis.
AUGGCCCCCGCCCGCCGCCCCGCCGGAGCCCGCCUGCUGCUCGUCUACGCGGGCCUACUGGCCGCCACCGCCGCCGGCCUCGGCUCCACGGAGCCUGGCGCGCCCGCGGGGAGCCGCGCCCGCGAGGAGCCGCCGCCCGGGAACGAGCUGCCCGCGGGCCCCGGGAAGAGCCGCGCGGGGCCGGCUGGCCGCCCGCCGGAGCCCAGCACCGAGCGAGCACACGGCAUCGACCCUCAUGACGCCUGGAUGCUCUUCGUCAGGCAGGGUGACAAGGGCGUCAACAGCAAGAAGGGGAGCAGAGGCAAGGCCAAGAAGCUGAAGCUUGGCCUGCCAGGGCCCCCAGGGCCCCCCGGCCCCCAGGGCCCCCCAGGCCCUAUCAUCCCACCAGAGGUACUGCUGAAGGAGUUCCAGCUGCUGCUGAAAGGCGCGGUGCGGCAGCGCGAGCGUGCGGAGCCCGAGCCCUGCACGCGCGGCCCCGCCACGGUCCCGGCCGCCACCCGGGGGGAUGAGGAGGAGCAGGAGGCGGCGGGGGGCGCGGGCGUGCUGGCGCUGCUGGCCGCGCCCCUGGCCCCGGGCCCGCGGGCGCCGCGCGUCGAGGCCGCCUUCCACUGCCGCCUGCGCCGGGACGCGUCGGUGGAGCGGCGCGCGCUGCACGAGCUCGGCGUCUACUACCUGCCCGACGCCGAGGGUGCCUUCCGCCGCGGCCCGGGCCUGAACCUGACCAGCGGCCAGUACACGGCGCCCGUCGCCGGCUUCUACGCGCUCGCCGCCACGCUGCACGUGGCGCUCGGGGAGCAGCCGAGACGGGGGCCGCCGCGCCCCCGGGACCGCCUGCGCCUGCUCAUCUGCAUCCAGUCCCGGUGCCAGCGCAACGCCUCCCUGGAGGCUGUGGUGGGCCUGGAGAGCAGCAGCGAGCUCUUCACCGUCUCGGUAAAUGGCGUGCUGUAUCUGCAGAUGGGGCAGUACACCUCCGUCUUCCUGGACAAUGCCAGUGGCUCCUCCCUCACCGUGCGCAGCGGCUCCCACUUCAGCGCUGUCCUCCUUGGUGUGUGAGCGGCCACCCCAGGCCCUUCCUCUUGCCGGGCAAACGGAGCUGGGGUCCAAAGGAUCUCUGGGCAGUGUCGGAGUGGCAAAGGCCACACACAGGAGGAAGUCCACUGGAAAUGCCCACACUAGCCACCGCAGUUCAGCCCAAAGACGGCCACGACAGGCAGCCCCAGAAGGUGACAUGCAAACCAGCAGUCCCAAAACCCAGAUGAUUCCAGGAUGCCGCCUUUUAAAAGGGGAAAAGCCCUCUUGGGCUGUUACUCUGGAAACGUUUCUAGUUGGGUUUGGCGCACCCAGGAGCACUUGCUUCAUCCCUGACUGCAGACCAGGCCCCCCUGCUGGCCGGUUGGGCAGCUUGCCCAGACCGCCUCAGCUGCUUUGCUGUGGCAGAUCCCCACCUUUUCCAACUUUCUUAGCAUUCUCGUGGGCUGCCAGGAGCACUAGCACAGAGGGGAAAGGCCGGUCAGCCUGCCCGGGUGCCCUGUGUGGAGGGGCAGCCUGUGCAGGCUGCGGGGCUUCCCGGGGAAAGCAAGCUGUGUGGCCAGGCUGGCUCGAGCCAGAGCCUUCCCACAGCUCCCCGUGUCCACCUGGGCCCCCUGCUCCACGCCUGCCCCUCCCCCAGCUGUGCCUGUGGCCUGCCCGUGGACCUCAGGGCGCUGCUUGGCCUGCAGUGACCACAGGACCCAAGGCUCUCGCUGUGGCUCCUUGGCAAAGCAGCCUUGGAAACCAGAGGGAUGCUGGAAAGGGGCUUAUGGGGGGACAGUGAGAAUCUGGGCCCAGCUUCCAGGAGCUGUCUUCACUUCUCAUGUGUGCACGUUAACCUGCAAGUUCACUUUGCAAAUGGCUUUUCCAAAUAGGAGCUGCACUCUUCGCCUCCUCUGCAAAUCCUUCAUAGACAAGGUCCCUUUUCCUAUCCCCUUUGAGGUCUGAGGCACUGCUAGGGUCCACCCACCAGAUGGAAGAUCUAGAACAUCUUUACAGAUGAGAGACGGCCAGGCCCUGCCUACCCAUCUGAACAGAUAAAGCAGAGGCGUCCCGGGAGCUGACAGAGCCCACUGCCCACCUAGGGCCUCACUGGGUCCUGCCAGCUCCGAGGUUCUUCUCCAGUUGGGUGGAAGUGUGGUCCCCAAGCUCAGACAGGUGGAGAAGGACAUGGUGCCAAGAAAGCGCUGGUCUUGGGAAGGCUAGGUCCCAAGUCUGCUGUGCUGCCGUAGCAGUGAUGGGACUGGGGUGGGGGUGGGGGGUGUU